Molecule: messenger RNA, 591 nt
Organism: Striga hermonthica
Lineage: Eukaryota; Viridiplantae; Streptophyta; Magnoliopsida; Lamiales; Orobanchaceae
Source: the annotation of a GenBank genome assembly
AUGGUUAAACUACGAGGACAUGCAAGAGAAUUUAAGGAUGGCAGAGUUAGUGCCUUUGGUCUAGCAAAGCUACGAUGCUACUCGUCACAACCCAUUCUCUCGGCCUUGAAAGACCAUAAAGGAAAGCAAACAGGGGAGGGCUUCUCGAAAAGUCGAGCAUUGCCAAAUAGCCCUGAAAAUAUCGAAUUACUUUCUCAGGAUAGCGGCAUGAGAGGUUGCUGGUUUAGGUGCAAUAUUAUGCACUCAUCAGAAGAACGCCUAAAGGUUCAAUACUAUGACAUGAUUGACGUAGAUGGACCAGGGAAGCUCGAGGAUUCUUCGGGAAUUAAGUUUGACGUUGGGAUAACUGUCGAUGCAUGGUGGUGCGAUGGCUGGUGGGGAGGUGUUGUAACUCUAUACGACACGUCUUUAAACUGUAAACUUCAAGUUUACUUACCUGGGAAGAACAAGUUCUUGACCAUGGAGAGGAAAGACAUCCGGUUUUCCAAAGACUGGGUCGAGAAUAAAUGGGUGAACAUCAGCGCAAAACCGAACAUUCUAUCUCUACCUGCCAACAAUAAAUCCACUUCCACAGCCAAUACAAAAGGUUGA